AUGUCGCCAACAUUAAUGCCAACAAUCCCGCCCGUUCCAAUUAUCGACAAAUCAUAUUUGGAAAAUUUAGCCAUGGAAGAAAACAGCAAGUUGACUUCCGGUAGUGGCAGCUACAAUAGUAAUACAUUUAAUGAAUCAUUAAAUACUCAUCCUCCAUAUGUUUACGAUGAAUCACCAUAUAGUGGAAAUUAUUACACCACCACCACAAUGCCAUACAAUAUGUUGGAAUCAAAUACAUACAAUGUGUUUAAUAAUUAUCAAUAUAAUAAUCCUUUAAUCGUCCCAUCACCAUCUCCCAAUAUGUUUCGUGAUAAUUUUUGGAGAAUAAAUUCUGGUGAUGCAUCAUCAUUUUUAUACAAUAAUGAAUUUUGA
Molecule: messenger RNA, 372 nt
Organism: Entrophospora candida
Lineage: Eukaryota; Fungi; Glomeromycota; Glomeromycetes; Entrophosporales; Entrophosporaceae
Source: the annotation of a GenBank genome assembly